UUUGUCCAAACAUUAGGUAGAUCAAUGUAAUUUAUUCAUAAUAUUUCAUAAUUAAGGAGAUUUAUAAAUUUAUCCAAAAAAAAAAAAAAAAGGGAAAAGAAAAAAAAAAAGGAGGAGUUUUUCACAACAACUAGUUUACGCUAGUCUCGGUUUCUUUGACUUUCAGACUAAUAAAUUUACCCAAAAAGAAAAAAGGAAAAUAAAAAAAAAAAAAAACGACAAAAAAAAAAAAGGAGGAGUUUUUCACAAAAACUAGUUUAUGCUAGUCUCGGUUCUCUGACUUUUAGACUAAAACCAGAUAAAGAUGAUACUAUGAAGGAACCUCCAAGAACUUGUAAAUCGUAUCCACUUUAAAUGGUGUUUGAUUUUUUUCCUUGAUGGCUGGCUUAGUUUCUCUCAGCAACGAAACCCAGUUUGUCAAAACUGUGUGCGCAAUUGUAGUAAAGGGAUAUUGGGAUAAUCUUUUGAAGUCCAGGAUUGGUUCUAGUAUCACCUCAACAACAAUCAACCAUGUGCUGUUAUAUCUCUCACCACAUCGGUCUUCUCUUUCUUGGUCAUUCUUCAAUUGGGUCAGUGAAUCCAUUCCCAACUACAAGCAUUCUUUGCAGUCCACAUGGACCAUGAUUCACAGUCUGACCAACCAGAGGCACUUCAAAACUGCACAGAACCUGCUUGAAAAAAUUGCUCUGAGAGAUUUUUUAUCGUCGCCGACGGUUUUGAAUGCUCUGGUGAGAGCCCAUGAUUGCCCGGAUUCAAAUUCCCAAGUUUUGAGCUGGCUGGUGAUAAUAUAUGCGAAUUUGAAGAUGACCCAAGAUGCAAUUCAAGUGUUUGAACACAUGAGGGUUAAUGGGUUUAAGCCUCAUAUGCCUGCUUGUACUGUGCUUUUGAAUUCAUUGGUCAAGGAUGGGUUGACUGACAUGGUAUGGAAGAUUUAUAAGAAGAUGUUAAAAGUUGGGGUUGUUCCGAAUAUUCACAUAUUCAAUGUGUUGAUUCACGCUUGUUGCAAGUUUGGUGAUGUGGAAAUGGCGGAGCAAUUGUUAAGUGAAAUGGAGCUUAAAGGUAUUUUCCCUGAUAUUUUUACUUACAAUACACUGAUUUCAUUGUAUUGCAGGAGGGGUAUGCACUAUGAAGCUUUGUCUGUUCAAGAUAGAAUGGAAAGAGGAGGAAUUUUGCCCGACAUUGUAACGUAUAACUCCCUUAUCUAUGGGUAUUGUAGACAAGGUAAAAUGAGAGAGGCUUUAAGACUUUUUAGGGAAAUUAAAGGUGCUACUCCGAACCAUGUGACAUACACUACCCUGAUUGAUGGGUACUGCAGAGUGAAUGACCUUGAUGAAGCUUUACAAUUAAGGGAGGCAAUGGAAGCCAAAGGGUUGUAUCCUGGGGUUGUUACCUACAAUUCAAUUCUCCGCAAAUUAUGUGAACAAGGCAGGAUAAAGGACGCAAAUAAACUCUUGAAUGAGAUGAGUGAGAAGAAGAUUGAGCCGGAUAAUAUCACGUGUAACACAUUAAUUAAUGCUUAUUGUAAAAUAGGAGAUAUGGGGUCUGCAUUGAGAGUUAGAAAGAAGAUGUUAGAUGCCGGAAUGAAACCUGAUCAGUUUACUUACAAGGCAUUGAUUCAUGGGUUCUGCAAGGCACAGAAUAUGGACAGUGCUAAGGACUUGUUAUUUGACAUGCUUGGUGCUGGAUUUUCUCCAAGUUAUUGCACGUAUUCAUGGAUUGUGGAUGGUUACUGCUACCGACAAAAUGAAGAAGCGGUAAUAGAAUUGCUGGACGAGUUUGUUAAAAGAGGUAUCUGCCUUGACGUCUCAGUGUACAGGGCACUAAUACGAAGGUUUUGUAAGAGAGAGAAGGUUGACUGGGCUCAAAGAAUAUUCAAUCUAAUGCAAGGGAGGGGAAUAUUAGGAGAUAGUGUUGUAUGCACUAGUUUGGCAUAUGCUUACAUGAAAGCAGGUAACAUGGUUGCUUCUUCAGAUAUGUUGGAUGAAAUGUACAAAGGGAGGUUGAUGAUAACACUCAAGAUCUACAAAAGUUUCAGUGCUUCUUAUGCUGGUGACCAUGCCGCCUUAGAUAUUUUUUGGGAUCGUGUGGUUGAUAGAGGCCUAAUUUCAAAAAAUACAUUCAAGCAUAUCCAGCAGUUGAAAUUACUGUCUUAAAGGAAAAUUGGUGAUAACUUUAAAGUUGCAGGCUCUAGUUUAUCACUUUAUGGGGGUGUCGGCAGAUACCUUUCAUCAUAUUUUAUGCAUCAAGAUGGAUCUUUCGAGUUCAUGAACAUUUGGUUCACAACUUCACAAAUAUAUGAACCCACAAGUGAAUGGUGUUAACAAACAAAUUGGUUGGCCAAACAUCAAGGUCUAUCGUUCACAAUGACCACCUGGUUCCAUGUCGGGUUCUCUUAAACAAGAGUGACUAGUCUCACACUCAAAAGGGAAGGACUGAAGAUCGCAAGGAGUCUAAAGGUGGGAAGAAGAAGAAGUCUAGUAGUAGUAAAUCAUUGUUUUACAAAGCUCCCCUAGGUUAUAGAAUUGAAAAUGGUCAACCCCAUGGUGGAAUCAAGAAGUUCAGAUCAGCUUACUCCAAAGUUCUAAUAUGAUUCAUUUCAGCAUGUUACUUGAUCGACGAAAUUUGAAGCCUUAAAAGGCUACCCAAGCUAACGUCUAAUCCCGUAUUCUGUGUUUGCGGAAAUCAUCCUGAGAUUCUCCAAGUUGCAACAUAGCCACCAAAGGUGGUUUACAUUCAAAUUUUCUGCUCUAGUAUUUAUUUAUUUUUCUUCUUUUCUCACCCUCUUGUUAGCAUUUCUUUCCUUUAAGGCAUGAUGGCCUUGCCCAUAUCUGCAAUUGGAUUUGAAGGGUAUUAGAUAUCAUUUUUCGAGCCUGGCAUCUUUGUUGAUCCUGAAGGCAGGGGCCUCCGAUCUUUAUACAGUUCCCAAUUGGAUGAAAUCCUACAGUCUGCUGAAAUGCACUAUUGUUGCUUCGUUCUUGAAUGAUCAUGUUGAUUCUUAUGUCCUUUCAGAGUCUAGCCUGUGUACCCUUCUCAAACCUAGUCAAAACAAGUGGAACAAAUUUGUUUCUGUGAAUCCCACCCAUCCUAAAUCUACCUGCUUCUCUUUCCCUCUCUGUGAAAACUGUUUGGUACACUUGUGGAUGCUUUAUAUUUUCUAGGGCUCAGCCUUUUUUCCACACCGUCGUUUCUCUGAGGAGGUAGCUGUUCUUGAUAGCUAUUUUGGUGAGCUUGGUUCUGGAAGUAACGCUUAUGUGGCGGGUACUGUUGACCAGCAACAGAAAUGGCAUGUUUGCUGUGCUUCUGCUGAGUUUGCAAAUCCUUCUGAUGUGGUUUACACCCUGGAGAUGUGCAUAACCGGUUUGAACAGUUAGAAGGCAUCUGUGCUUUACAAGACUCAUGCAAGCUCCACAGCUGCAAUGACUCAGGUUCUGGUAUUAGGAUGAUUCCUCCAGAUUCUUAUACAUGUGAUUUUGAGUUUGAUCCUUGUGGUUACAUUGAAGCAGUUGAUUAUGAUUUCAAAGUUGUAAAUUUGUCGAACUUGAUGAACAGGGUGUUGACUUUCUUCCAACCAAGUGAGUUUUCUAUGGCAUUGCACACUAAUGUUGUGGGUAAGAAACUUUGUCCUUAGAUCACUUUGAAUGUGAAAGGAUACAGCUGCAGAGAAAGGAGCUACAAAAUGCUUGGCAGAGGGAGGUCAUUCAUUACCUUAGCUUUACGAUGGUGGCUGUGGGUGUCCCAGGUCCUGAGGUCCACCCUACAGUGCUGUUGGAGUGAGAGCGAGGAAGAUGAACAAGUGGAAAAGGUAUAAUUCUGGAUUAGAUGUGGUGGUCUGUCCUCUCUCUCAUUUUACUUGAUAAUAUCGUAAUGUCAUGGUUUCUCGUGUCAUCCCAUAAGUCUUCUAUUGUCAAUAUAUGUUGUUUAUGUAUCAUGUUACUGAAUUAGUCUAAUAAUACUAUCAGUUGGAAUACUAUGUCUCGGAUGUGCAGUAUGUAAUAUAAUGUGUUGGAAUUUGUAAGCUGAGGCUUGAACCACUGUUUAAUCAUAACAUUCAUAACUUGCAUCCUCUCAGAUUGUCUCAUGAGGGUAGCAU
Messenger RNA from Cornus florida, 4090 nucleotides. RefSeq names its product pentatricopeptide repeat-containing protein At5g38730-like. Gene Ontology annotation, molecular function: protein binding. The transcript is spliced from 2 exons. The coding region runs from base 378 to 2153 and encodes 591 amino acids. Lineage: Eukaryota; Viridiplantae; Streptophyta; Magnoliopsida; Cornales; Cornaceae. The record is from RefSeq and is a predicted model, not a curated record.